Histoplasma mississippiense is the source of this 3360-nucleotide messenger RNA. RefSeq lists its product as hypothetical. Lineage: Eukaryota; Fungi; Ascomycota; Eurotiomycetes; Onygenales; Ajellomycetaceae. The transcript has 3 exons. The coding region runs from base 1 to 3360 and encodes 1119 amino acids. Gene Ontology annotation, cellular component: proteasome regulatory particle, base subcomplex; cytosol; nucleus. Gene Ontology annotation, biological process: proteasome-mediated ubiquitin-dependent protein catabolic process. The record is from RefSeq and is a predicted model, not a curated record. Gene Ontology annotation, molecular function: polyubiquitin modification-dependent protein binding.
AUGCACCCAGGGCCCUUCCAAGCGUCUCAUUCCACGACCCCCGAUACCCAGUUUCCCGAGUGCCCAGUCACCUCUACCCAACAUGGACUUCAGCAGCAGCAGCAUGAGAACGUCCCAUGCUAUCUCUCUCCGGAGAGUAGUAGGGACGGAGUUCUCAAUGCCUCCCCUGAAAACCCUCCUGAUGAGGUCUCACCACCGCUGUCAACACUCGACCCGCUUGCGCGAGAACUGAGUCCUGCCCAGUCUCUGAAGUCCAUGUUUUCUGUGGAUUGCAACGGUGACCACGAAGGCGCGUUAACUCCUUCGCCAGGGAAAGUUAAAAAUUUUGGGUUCAAAAUCACAGCCUCGAGUAUCGAUGGGCUCUCUCGCCAACCUCUCGAGGAGCUUCCCAAUGAGGUUUUGACACACAUCUUGUCUCACCUUCCGCCUUCGUCGCUAUCGUCAAUUAGUCUUGUUAGCCGCCGAUUUUACAACCUUGUGACUACUCCUCAUGCUUGGAGAAUCGCAUUCUCCCGCCAUUUCCAUGGACCGGCAAGUCUGAGGCAAGAUAUCCACACGGAAGACUACGAACUUAUCCUGGCGCAAAGGCGCACAUUUUCCAGAUUGACAGCACUGACAUCUUGGCGAAAUGAAUACAUUUUGCGAACCAGAUUGCUCCGGGCUCUCUCCCGAGGCAGGCCAGCAGAAUUCAACGCCGCUCUGUUCCACGGCUCCACCAUCAGACAUCCAUCUGCGCAUACUGCGAGCGCUGUAUUCACGUACAACUCAAUGUGCGUUUACCCUAUUACCCAUAUGGACGGGACGUUCGGGUCGCCAUUGAACAACAAGCCCCCUCUGUUUAUCCAUGGGGCUGCCGAACAGGGAGUUGCUUCGAUGAGUGAUCCUAAUUCCAGAAAAACUGGCACUGGUUCCUGGGGUUUAUCUUUUCCCCAGAUGUUCAAACAUUUUUCAGAUAUCUUUCCUGGCGAGGCUGAGUGGGGCCUAGGUCCAGGCAAUAUGGUAGGCAUGUCCAAUGUUAUGGAUGUGAGCCAACUCUACGGCAUGGUUUAUGGAGAAGCUUGUCCUCAAGGGAGAGCCUAUUAUUUAUCUUCAAGUGAAAAUCGUGGUCGUUUUUUGUCUGGAGCGGGUACCACCUCUCAGCCUCAUCUUGGUAUUCCCGGCGUUAGCACAAUUGGAACUGCAAUCAGCUCUGUCUGGAUAGCCAAAUCUCCUCAGAUCCUCGAAAUGACUAAGGGUCUAUGUGGCAUUCUCUGUGGCUCGUCAUUGGGCAUUCUUACCGCAUACGCAUUGGGACCUAAACCUUCAUACGAUCAACGUUUUGAACCUGGUCAGGUAACCGCCAAUUGGGCCCUAUGUCCAGGAAUUCCUAUAAUUGCGAUUAAAGUUGAUGAAAAUUACUCUGCUAAGCGUCGUUCUCAUCAACGCAUUUGGGCUAUUGUCUUGAACGCGCUUGGAGAAGUGUUCUACCUAACGGAUAUUCCUCAUCAACCUAUUUUGACGGCCAAACAUAGCGUUCAGGAACUCAACCGGAUUGCUUGGGAGACCGGGAGAACUGUGCGCUGGGAACUAAUAGAAGCGACCCGGCGAAUUGCUCGGCCCGACCCAUUUAAUAGGCUCUUGGUGGAUGGAAGCUACAGCCCAAGAUCUUCCUCUAACUCCAUGAGCCUUACCGCAGAGCAGAUUUUUGCAGAAACAAUAGAGAUAGAGAAAUUCCUUACCUUUAAGCCAAAACAUUUUCGGAACGUUUUUGACGGUUGGGAUAUGAGACGAAAGCUGGAGGUUGAUUUCGCUGGUUACAAUCACCAUGAUUCGGGAGAGUCUGUUAUCGUCAUUAAUUGCGGUUUUGGAGAACACCAGACAAGUUCGAUUCGAAGAUUCACGCGACUGAAAGUUCAUGUUUCCUUUCCUCAGACUUCUGACAUCUACCCUUCGAUAUCGGCACCUACAAGCCAGUCGAUUUUUGGCCGGCCCCUUGGCUCAGGUUCAGCAUUGUCGUCCACUCCUCCGUCGCGAAAUUCCGAGCGGCGAGCAGAAAUGGAUUCUUCUGUUGCUAUUGAAUGGCGAAUAUCUGAUUUCGUUUUCGAAGAGCAAAAACCACCUCGAAUCUCUGCCAGUGCCUUAGAUACAUCGACAUUUUCCCAGUUGACUACGUCAGAAGACCCAUUAAUUAGCAUGAAUGGAGGCUCUGCUACAUCGUCUCAAUUGUCUUCUCCCUUAUCUUCGAUGAGCCAACAAGUAUUGUCUUCUGCUGAUAUUCCGGGACAGCGAGCUUCUUACAUGGCAGUUGGGACCACCACAGAUUCCCCACAGAUGUCCUGUGUCGCUUUGACGUCUCUCUACCUUGUACAUGGCGGGAGUGAUGGACUAGUUCAGGCGUGGGAUCCGCUCGCAUCGUCUAUGCAGCCCAUUCGGACACUUCACUCUCGCUUUUCAUCGAGAGCUCGCCGUCGUCUUGUCCAAGCCGAGGCAUCCGCUGUGGGGGUUGGUCAGAAUUAUUUCGCAGCUGGGGCUAUUUGCCUAGACCCCGAUCCAACAGUUCUCAGAGGCAUUGUGUCCCUUGGCAGCCAUCUUCGGUACUGGUCGUAUAGCUCAUCUUCAGUUGAUCAAUACAAAAGUAACAAGCGUCGACUACGUCGUUCCCACCGAGGAAAUAACAGCUCUCCUAUUUCCCAGCGGUUCACCAGUAGUGGUCGAGGAGCGUUGCAAGACUACAUUGCAAACGAAAGAUACGAGCUGGAGCGACAAGAGAAAGCUGAUCAAAAGAAAAGAGAAUUUCUCAGUGGCCGUUUCGGAGUAGAUCUUCUUGGGUCCGAUGCUAGCGAAGAGGAACUUCUUGCCUACGCGCAACUGUUAAGCGAGGAAUCGUAUACAAGCGACGAACGCAAAAGGAGUGAAAGUGACAGUAGCAUUGGAGAUAGUUCUUCAGGUGGAACUAUUUCCCCUAAUGGGAAUGCGAUGCUCCGCCCGUCAGUACUCACACAUACACCCGCCAGCCUUGCAACCUCCUCGUCCUCCGUUUUCGACACCGUCACUGAGGAGCAUGAUCCUGACAUCGCGGAGGCCCUCCGCCUCAGCCUUCUUGACCAGGCGUCUUCCCCAUCUGCAUCUGACUUUCCGUUCAAAUUGGAAGAUGUGUCCGGAGGGAGCAUGACAAAGGAUGCAGAGUGCAGUGUGAAACAGGAAGCUGAAGAGCUGGAAUUUGCGCUGCAUCUUAGUCUGGUGGAAGAAGCGAGUCGGAGAGCAGACGAUAGCGAGCCUUCUAUUAGGAGCGUGGAGGAUGAGGAUGACUUCCCCAUGUUUGGCGGAGGAUCAUCGCCUAGUUUUGAGAAGGGGAAGGGGAAGGGGAAAGCGCGGGCAUAA